Pteronotus mesoamericanus is the source of this 7199-nucleotide messenger RNA. RefSeq names its product GRB2 associated regulator of MAPK1 subtype 1 (gene GAREM1). Lineage: Eukaryota; Metazoa; Chordata; Mammalia; Chiroptera; Mormoopidae. The record is from RefSeq and is a predicted model, not a curated record. Gene Ontology annotation, molecular function: proline-rich region binding. The transcript is spliced from 6 exons. The coding region runs from base 416 to 3046 and encodes 876 amino acids. Gene Ontology annotation, biological process: cellular response to epidermal growth factor stimulus; epidermal growth factor receptor signaling pathway.
GGGAGCGCUGCUAUGGCGUUUCUCAGACCCGCGGCUCCUCCUCACACGCUCGAGGCGGAGGGAAGGAGGAGUAAGAGGAGGAGGAGGCGAGCCAGCGGCCGCCGCAGCUGCAGACCCGGGGCCAGAGGAGGAGGCGGAGCGGGAGCCGCCGCCGCCCGCCGCUGGGCUGCUGCGAGUCCACUCGGGGCGUGAGGGCGCGCGGGGCGCGGCAGCCAUGCCCCGCAGCGGCAGCUGAGCCCGGCGCGGGCCCCGUCCUUCCCGGCCGCCUCAGCCGACGUGUCCCCGGGCUGCCAGCGGCCGUAGUGCCCGGCGCCUUCGCGCGCCCCAGACCUCGAGCGCAAUCAGCGGCGGUCGCAGAGGCGCGGGUGGUGCCGGCGGCAUCGGCGGGAGCGCUGGGCAGGAGUAGGCGGGGAAGAUGGACCCGGCGCCCUCGCUGGGCUGCAGCCUCAAGGAUGUGAAGUGGAGCUCGGUGGCCGUUCCGCUCGACCUGCUGGUCAGCACUUACCGGCUGCCCCAGAUCGCGAGGCUGGACAGCGGAGAAUGCAUAGAAGGGCUGCGGGAAAACGACUACCUUCUGAUUCACUCAUGCCGGCAGUGGACCACCAUCACCGCCCAUAGCCUGGAGGAGGGUCACUAUGUCAUUGGGCCAAAGAUAGAGAUCCCAGUUCAUUAUGCAGGCCAAUUCAAGCUGCUGGAACAAGAUCGAGAUAUAAAGGAGCCAGUGCAAUAUUUCAACAGUGUGGAGGAGGUGGCUAAAGCAUUUCCUGAACGCGUGUACGUCAUGGAGGAAAUAACAUUCAACGUGAAGGUUGCUUCUGGUGAAUGCAAUGAAGACACGGAAGUUUACAACAUCACCCUGUGUACUGGGGAUGAACUCACUCUCAUGGGGCAGGCAGAAAUCCUUUAUGCAAAGACUUUUAAGGAAAAGUCAAGGCUCAACACAAUCUUCAAAAAGAUUGGGAAGCUCAAUUCCAUCAGCAAGCUGGGAAAAGGGAAAAUGCCAUGCCUCAUUUGCAUGAAUCACCGGACCAAUGAAAGCAUUAGCCUUCCCUUCCAGUGCAAGGGCAGAUUUAGCACCCGAAGUCCCCUGGAACUUCAGAUGCAGGAGGGAGAACACACCAUCCGCAACAUCGUGGAGAAAACCAGGCUUCCUGUGAAUGUGACUGUGCCCAGCCCUCCGCCGCGGAAUCCCUACGACCUCCACUUCAUCCGCGAGGGGCACCGCUAUAAGUUUGUGAACAUCCAGACCAAGACGGUGGUGGUUUGCUGUGUGCUGCGGAAUAACAAGAUCCUUCCCAUGCACUUCCCUUUGCACUUGACUGUCCCCAAGUUUAGUCUCCCAGAACACCUGGUGAAGGGGGACAUAUGGCCAGAAACCCUGGUCCAUCACUGGCUGGGUAUCUGCCAAGAGCAGUUCGACAUCGAUGAGUAUUCACGGGCUGUCCGUGACGUAAAAACCGACUGGAAUGAGGACUGCAAGAGCCCCAAAAAGGGCCGGUGCUCUGGCCACAACCAUGUGCCCAAUUCCCUUAGCUAUGCCCGGGACGAGCUCACCCAGUCUUUCCACCGGCUCUCGGUCUGUGUGUACGGCAACAAUCUCCAUGGCAACAGCGAGGUGAACCUCCAUGGCUGCAGGAACCUGGGGGGAGAAUGGGCCCCCUUUCCUCAUGACAUGCUGCCCUAUCAGGACUCGGGUGACAGUGGGAGUGACUACCUUUUUCCAGAAUCUAGUGAAGACUCAACGGGCAUCCCAGGAAAGUCAGAACUUCCUUAUGAAGAGCUGUGGCUGGAGGAAAGCAAUCCCCGCCAUCAGCCUCUCACUCGGUCCCUGAGCGAGAAGAGCAGAUGUGAUCAGUUUAGAGGUUCUGUCCGGUCCAAAUGUGCAACUUCUCCUCUGCCUGUCCCUGGGACCCUGGGAGCAGCAAUGAAGUCUUCAGAGAUUGCCCUACCUCCACCUCCAGUGCCUCCCAAAUCUGAAGCCGUCAGGGAAGAGUGCCGGCUCCUGAACGCCCCACCUGUUCCGCCCCGGAGCGCAAAGCCUUUGUCCACCAGUCCCUCCAUCCCUCCUCGCUCAGUCAAACCAGCGCGGCAGCAGACCCGGUCUCCCAGCCCCACCUUGUCCUACUAUUCUUCAGGGCUGCACGACAUCAGCGUUACUAAAAGCGACGCCAGUCCCUCUGAAAGUGCCCCCGUUUCCUGCUAUCCGUGUGACCGAGUGAAAGCCGAUUCUGUGGACCUGAAGUCCCCCUCGGGAAGCCCUUCCGCCGACGCGCUCUCCUCCCGGCUCUCGUGGCCUAACCAUUACUCGGGAGCCUCGGAGAGCCAGACCAGGAGCGACUUCCUGCUGGAUCCCAGCCGGAGUUACAGUUAUCCUCGGCAGAAAACACCAGGCACACCAAAGAGAAACUGCCCAGCACCUUUUGAUUUCGAAGGCUGUGAGCCCUCGGCCUGUCCCACCAGCUCGGUCCCUGCAGAGUCCAGCAGCAGCGUCUCGGGCUGUCCCAAGUCAGCCAGCUACUGUCUGGAGAGAACGGAUGAGAAAACUCUCGUAGCUGGCACAACAAAGCAGAGUAUCUCAUGCCCUGCCUUGCCUCCCAGGGCCCCAAAACCAGUGGAAGAGAAAGCCUCCUCUGCGGCUUCUCCUUUGCCUCUGAAAAUCGAUGGUGCUGAGGAAGACCCCAAGUCUGGGUCACCGGACCUCUCUGAGGACCAGUAUUUUGUUAAAAAGGGCAUGCAGGACAUCUUCUCGGUCUCUUACCCCUUCUCGUCUCCACUGCACCUCCAGCUGGCCCCCAGGUCCUGCGGCGAUGGCUCCCCGUGGCAGCCACCCGCUGACCUGUCGGGACUCUCAAUUGAAGAAGUGUCCAAGUCGUUACGGUUUAUCGGUUUGUCUGAAGAUGUCAUAUCAUUCUUCGUUACUGAAAAGAUUGAUGGGAAUUUGCUUGUCCAACUAACAGAAGAAAUCCUCUCAGAGGAUUUCAAAUUAAGCAAACUGCAGGUGAAGAAAAUCAUGCAAUUCAUUAAUGGCUGGAGGCCCAAAAUAUAGCCAAGUAACCCUGGCUAGCAUUGAAUAAAACUGAUAAAUGUGUGUGUGCUAGAAGGGCUGGGCUAGGACACAGUUUCAUGUUUUUUGCACUAAAAACCUUCUCUGUAAAUAGGGAUAAGAGAAACUCUUACUAUACAGAUUCCGUUUUUGAAUGGUGAACAGGCUAUUUUGUACGUCAAUAAAAAUGCUGUACAGAACAGCUUAGAGGUGUGCCUUGUACGCCACUCAACACUCAGCAGCUGCUAAACAAAAGGCACGUUCAGAGAAGUAAUUCUUACCCAAGUAGGCUUAUGCGAGAAGGUAUGAUAUUUAUUACAAAAUAGCCAAAGCUGAAAGACAUAAGAAUCUUUAAAAAACAAAAAAAAACUUUUGAACAACAAUUCCUUCCUUUGGGGGAAUCGACUUUAGACAAUUAACUCUAUUCUGUGCUCUGUUGUUUGGAUUACACAAUGCUAAUUGUUUUACUCCUGUGCCUGACAAUGUUAGUGAUCUGAAAUGACACUUUAAUGUUCUAUGCUUGGUGGGGAUCUUUUCAUCAAAAGGCAUUUUCCAAAAGUCAUGUGUUGACAGAAGAUAAAUGACGUCCUUAGAAAUAGUACAAACCAUGACCACAAUAAUUAUCUGUAACUGCUGCUAAUUUUAUUGAGCAGAAGAAAAAAAAACAGAAUAGAUACAAAUAUGUAUGUAUACACAAUACAAAUGUAUAUGUUUUAAACAUCAUUUUCAGUCUGAUAUUUUAGAUAACGUCUAUUCCCUUCCCAAUAUCCACUGAGGUUCGGGGCCAUUAACUAAGUUGCCUCUCAUAGGAAGAGCAGAUAGAAUGACCCAGAGGGUCUUAGAACCCUGCCCUUAGAAGCUCAGACUCAUUAGGGCUUCAUCACUAAAACUUUGGAAGAAAUCAAUAGAGAGCCUGUUUGGAAGAAUUAAAUUUGAUUUUAGGCCUAUGGGAGGCUGGGUUUUGCAUAAAAUACUCCCAUGCUAAUGUCUGGGGAAAUGACAAUUUCUGUCAAAUGACAAUUCUUCUCGGGUUUGAGGGUCUUAUUCUUCUGCUCUCUGAAAGUGAGGUCUGAAGAGGUUUCUCUGAGUGCGUUAGGUGCUCUCAGACAUCACACACCCAUCUUCUGUUAUGCGCAACAUCUGUGGAUGCAUCUGUGGAGUCCUUUUUAAAAGUAUUGAUUAGUAUUUGUGCAUAACCAUCGUCAUUCCUCUUUUCCAAAGAAAAAACAUUACCACCAUACUUUUAUAAAGAAUUUCAGAACAUUAUUCUGUCGAAUUUUGCCAAAUGCCCUUCAAUAUUCCAAAAUACAAUGGCCUCACCAUAAUUUUUGACUUUUUGCAGGAAUAUGGAUCUUAGCAAAGUUUAGGUUCUCCAAGCAAGCCGUCCCCAUAUAGCCCAGGGAGUUUGUGCCCGGAUUCUGGAUGUGCUCUGUGAUGGAGGUGUCAGUGCAACUUGCAGGGUUGGCUCAUAUCUUAUUAAUUGCUCUUCCUGCCCCCUGAACUAAAUAAAAAAUGUAAAGACAAGACCCAUCCAUUUAAUUUUGCAUACCUGUGCAAUAUGGCUUUAUUUCUUGGUGUUCAAGAUAUUGGUAAUCUAUCUCAUGGUUUAGAAUUGAGAUGAAUUGAUACCUCUUUGUUUUCCAUCCUAAAUGUCUUUUUUUUUAAAAAAUCUAUGUAGAAGCUUUCAGUAGUGCACUCAUAGGACAGAGGACCCUCAGUCACUCUCAUGUUGAGAGAGCAUCCUUCGCUCUGAGGGGCAACUUCCUUAGCAACGUUAACCUCUCAGAAUUUUCCCUUUAAAUUAAUAGAAACAGACAGGAUGCCAUUGAAAAGCCACAUGUUUUAUUUUUUUCGGCAAACUCUUGCCAAAUCCAGUUUUAAACACAUAGCCCUUGGACACAAUUCUCUAGUUCAGGUGAGAGGAAAGGUGAGUUUGGGUUUACUGCAAUGGCUGCUCCACAUAAACAACUGACUGCUUUGAUCUUUAUUUGCAAAAACUUUACACAAAAUAGUGUCCGUUGUUUUGUCUUGACCUGUUUAUUGAGCUUGUGUUGAUGGCAAUAUAGAGACUCCUAGAGGCAAGGGCAGGUCUAUGGCCUUCGAUGUGUGCAUUCAGAAUUUAUCGAGCAUCUUUCCUGUGCCAGGCACUAGGCUGGCAUGACUCGACAAUGCUGACAAAAGGAUAUAGCUCCUGCCCUCUUGGAAUUCAUAAUAUUUAUAUUUUAAAUUACAGUUGCUGAGACUAUGAAUAUGUGGGGAGUGACACGAAAUCCUUUGGGCAGUUGGACGUGUGGAGAAUUAAGUGUUUCCUGUCUUUAAAGAACCCACAGAUGGAAGAAAUAUGGGCUCUGUUAAAGGGGUAUAAAACAAAUAUAAUACCAUAAGACAAUGAAAACUGGGAAUAUGUUGGAGGCAGAAAGCAACUCUGAUUCCCACUGGCUAAUGUUCUCUUUGACUGAUUUGGGAUUUUUUUUUAAUUGUAAUAAAUGGCACCAGCAUCUCUAAAGCCACAGAUAAAUGUAAUUGUCAUUACUGAACUGAACCUGUGUUCAUAGGGGACCUUGGACCCCAGCUAAAGAAGGCAUGUGUAGCUGGAGAGAAUCAAGACGAGAAAUCAGAGCAGGCAUGAAAAAGUAGCAGCCUUUCCCUUCUGACACCUGUGAUUUUUGUAGUGAAAAGUGAGGUAUUGAUAUUCCCCACAAGCAGAACUUUUUCCAGCCAACCAGGUCAAAACCAAGGACAUCUGAUCAGUUCCCUGCAGAUAGUGCAGUGAUCGCGGUGCUUGCGGGAAAGUGUCUGUCUGAACAGGACCCUUUAGGAGGCGUCCUUAAAUUCAUGGCUAAAAUCAUGAUGGCCCCAUAAGAAAAGAAAAUCAGCAAUAAACCAAACCAAGCUGCUAAAAUGUAAAACGUGGACCUGGCUCAUCUUGGGAGGGAGAACUCAAACACAGAUCAAUUCCUUUUCAGAAUCUUGCCAACACCUGCACCGCCUCUCUCCUUGAAGUUGAGCUGCUCAACUUUAUGAACUGUGAAAUUUACAUUUAUACUCUUCCAACCCACAUACACCAUUUAAGUUUAUGAAGUCGCAGCAAGCUGCCCAUGUGACUCAAUUGUAGUGUUUAUUCUUGUCUCAUGUGGAAAUAAAACAAUAAUCAUAUGGGAAAAUAUUGUGACAGUCCAUUCCAACUGUUUUCAGACACAUCCAUAAACACCCUUUGUUCACAUUCCGGAACCACCUGCACAUCGUCCACAUAGCUCCUCGAGAAGUCCGGGGUGAGUGUGGAUGGAUAGAGGGCCCUUCGUUUUCCAAACACUGUUUAACAAUUCACUACUCAUCAUGCCUCAAAGGUAUAAGAGUAACAUUUUUAAUAACAAACUGGAAAACAAAACAGUUCUCCAAAGAACCUCAUGAACUAGUCAAAGAAACUUCUAACUUUGUCCACCGGAAAAGUUAGUUCUGAUGUUGGACACAUGAGACUCUCAGAAACUCCAUCCAUUAUAUCAAUUCCUGCUAUUUUUCUAGUACCGUAAAUGCUUCCGGCUGCUGGAGUGAGGGGAGGAAUGUGCGCAGAGCACACAGACGGAGAGUGGGACUUCCCUAGUGGGCUGUGGUAGCGUGGAAUUGCUGUGGCCGCUUCUUGUCAAAUCCCAUCGUUUGGUCUUUAAAACCCAGUGUUUUAAAAUCUGUCUACUUGUGAAAGCCAGAGGUAAACGUGAUUUCAGUUAAAACUAUAUAGAAGUAUCUUCUGUCAUUUUGCUGCUCUGUCUAAUUUUUAGGCUAUGAUUUUUGUAAUGAGCUUAUCAGAUGACAAAUUUCCUUUGUUUACAAUCUCAUGUAGUAGGGCUCAGAUCAUUUCUCAGCUAUAAACCUCUUCUCCCAUUUUCAUAUUAAGUUCCAUUUAAGAUGGAACUGUUUAAACUAAGCCUCAAAAUUGAGCUCAAUUAAAAAUUGUGGCAUUUUCCUUAACUUAAAUGGAAGCAGUAUAUUCUUUUCAAGGAAUUUUAGAACCAUUCACUAUUCCUUGGCUUGGGAAACUGAAGUUGUUAAGCACCAGUUAACAGCUGCAUUGCUUUCCAGAGCAUUACCUAACGGGCCCCAUGUGCACCUCAAGCUAAACAUGGUCUGUGACGUCUAAAAACUUUAUUGUUGAUCUCAA